AUUCUCUCACAGUCGCGUUCCAGCGCUAUUUCUCUUUCAAUCUCUUCAAUUUCCUUUGGUUGUCUCUGCCAUCGCUACCUAGGUGCUGCCAUUGCUGCAUAGCUUUGUGUAAUCAUCGCCGUUAUUAUCAAUUCAAGUAAUAAGGUUUGACAUCCUUUUCUCAAACUCAAUUAAUUUACAGAAAAAAUUCAUAUCAUUGGCUAUCCCUAAACCCUUCAUUUUUGCUAUCCCUAAAUUCUUUUCUUCGUCGUUUCUGUUAUAGUUAUUCAUUAUUAAUUACGCCAAUUUUUUUUCAUAUUAGAAAAAUGUCUACCAAUAUUGAAGCUAUAUCUAGUGUUAAUGAGUACGAUGGAACUGAACCCCCUAUUGAACAAUUAUUUACCGAUAGUGAUGAAGAAUAUGAUGUUAAUAAGGAUCAAUGCGUAGAGAGUUAUUUGGAUGAUGAGGAGUGGAAUGAGGAUGACUACACUUCAGAGGAAGAAAGUGAAGUAGAAGUUAACAUAGAGAAUGAAGGUGAGAUAAUGAAAAGAUUUGAUGUUGAAGAUAAUGAAAAAAUUAGUCUAGAAAAGUUUAUGAUAUUUGUUGACGUACAUGAGUUCAGGAGUGUAUUAAGAGAUUACAUAAUUCAAGAGAAUUUUGAUAUAAUAAGAGUGAAAAAUGAGAAAGCAAGAGUGACUGCCAUUUGUGCUUCUGAAGGUUGUCCUUGGAGGAUUCAUGCUUCUCCUUCUCCAUAUGGUAUUGCUUUUAUGAUCAAGAGUUAUGAGCCAAGGCAUACUUGUAUUAGAAAAUCUGAGAAGAGAAAUGCUAAUUCUACAUGGAUAGCAAAAAAGUUAAAACAAUCUUUAAAUGCUGAUCCAAAUAUGAGCUAUGAACUCAUGUCUAAUGAAUUGAUUACCAAGUUUGGAGUUGAAGUCCAUCCUAAGCAAUUAUAUAGGGCCAGAAGAAAAGGAAGGAAAGAAGUUGAAGGUUCUCAUGCUUUAAGUUAUAAGAAAAUAGUUAAGUUUGCUAAUCUGUUACUAGAAAAAAACAGGGGGAGCAUAGUAAGAUUGGAGUACUAUGAUCAAAUGACAUAGUAAGAUUGGAGUACUAUGAUAAAAAAACAGGAGGAGCAAUUAUAUAUACAAAUGUAUUUUUUUACCUUUUCAAAUUAUAGAAAAUUUCAGCAAGUGAAUCACAAACUUCAAUGAUAAAACAAACUCAACAACAUGCUUCAGCACAGGCCAAAGCAAAGUCACAACUACAAGCCAAACAAAUAAAAAGGGAUAUUAGGAAAGAUAAAUUUCUUAGAAAGUAUUCUUCAAAUUUGACGAUUCAAUGAGUAUUUAGAAGUUUCAAGAGUUGGGUAUUGGAGAUUGCAGCUUGUACAAGGGACAAUACACCAACAUAAAAACAUAUUCUAUUAUGCACAAAGCUCUUUAUUUAGAUUAAGAAACUUACUUUGUAGGGAUGUGAAGGAAUGAGAUGUUGAUUUUUUAAAUUUGGGAUUUAUUCAU
Molecule: messenger RNA, 1493 nt
Organism: Arachis stenosperma
Lineage: Eukaryota; Viridiplantae; Streptophyta; Magnoliopsida; Fabales; Fabaceae
Exons: 2
Coding region: 306-1073 (255 amino acids)
Source: RefSeq, a predicted model, not a curated record